Molecule: messenger RNA, 6000 nt
Organism: Anarrhichthys ocellatus (wolf-eel)
Lineage: Eukaryota; Metazoa; Chordata; Actinopteri; Perciformes; Anarhichadidae
Gene: fosb
Product: FBJ murine osteosarcoma viral oncogene homolog B
Exons: 5
Coding region: 382-1569 (395 amino acids)
Biological process (GO): regulation of transcription by RNA polymerase II
Cellular component (GO): nucleus
Molecular function (GO): RNA polymerase II cis-regulatory region sequence-specific DNA binding; DNA-binding transcription factor activity, RNA polymerase II-specific
Source: RefSeq, a predicted model, not a curated record
CAAGAUCUGCUACUGUGCACCGUAAUACCCGCUAACGUCCUCUGGCAUUCCUUCAGCGGACUUUAUGGAUCUAUAGCCUCAUCGCAUAUUUGACGUGGGGAUAAAGGAGAGUGCUCCGAGGAUUUAAAGCAAAACGAGAGGACUUCUUCACAGAUUGAAUCGGGACGCUUUCCCCCCUCGACGCGGGGAACUGGAUUAAGCUUCUUCAUGCAACUUUUUUGGAAAGAGACCAAGAGCACCUCACAGGGGAAUAGUAAAAACAUCAGCAACGUCUAGGCUCUUCUUUAGUAAUCUUGUGCCACAUGCCCUGCCGUUGCAGGUGACAUCGCGCUCUCUCUGGUUGCUGCAGGUGUCGCGUUCUCUCCCGGUCCCUCCGGGGAGAUGUACCAAGGUUUCUCCGGCGACCCAGACAGCGGUUCCCGUGGAAGCUCCUCUCCAUCUAUAGAGUCACAGUACCUUUCCUCCGUGGACUCCUUCGGAAGCCCGCCGACCACCAGUGCUCCGCAGGAGUGUGUGUCAGCGGGAGCUGGCUUGAGCAUUGUGGGCAGCGUGCCAGGGCCCAGUGUCGGAGCAGAGAUGCCCGGUUCAUUCGUGCCCACCGUCACCGCCAUCACCACCAGUCAGGAUCUGCAGUGGUUGGUCCAGCCGACCCUCGUCUCCUCCCAGGCCUCUGGGCAGAGUGGGUCCACUGGUACCACGACCAUGACCCAGUCAAUGUCAUUGGUUGACCCAUAUGACAUGCCAGGCCCCAGUUAUUCCUCGGGGUCUGCAUUCACCUCUCCAAGUUCGGACAAUCCAGGCCCAGCUCCGGGCCCGAUCCGCCAGUCCAGAACCCGCAGCCGCCGUACACGAGACGAGUCUGUGAGUGACGAUGGAGAUGUUGGUGUGUUACUAACACCAGAGGAGGAGGAGAAGAGACGUGUUCGGAGGGAGAGAAACAAGUUGGCUGCCGCCAAAUGUAGAAACCGACGACGAGACCUUACAGACAGACUGCAGUCGGAAACGGACGUACUGGAGGAGGAGAAGGCAGAGCUGGAGGCUGAGAUCUCUGAGUUGCAGAAGGAGAAGGAGCGUCUGGAGUUUGUCCUGGUGGCCCACCAGCCGACCUGUAAGAUCCCAUACCAGGACCAAUCUCAGCACAGCUCAGCGCAGCUCCCUCCCCAGACCUUACCACCUCCUGUCUCCAUUCUGGGCUUGGCUGUGAACGAGGACUCUUUCUAUCUGCCUCCUGCCUACACAGCCCAUCCGGCCUCCACACAGUCCCAGCCUCCGGUUCAGCAGCAAGUCCAGCAGCAGCCUCAGCCAGGGAUGAUGCAGGAGGUAGAGUUUUCUCGUUCUUUCUAUGGCUCAAGUGAGGCGGCACCAGGCGGGCCAUGCCACAUGGCCAGCGACAGUGGUGGUGGUGUUAACCAUGACGAUGCGGCCAUUGGCAGCUACAACACCUCAUACACAUCUUCAUUUGUGUUCACCUACCCAGAGGGAGCCUGCGGGGUCAGUGCCAACCAGCGGAACAGCAGUAGCGAGCAGUCUUCUGAUUCCCUGAACUCUCCUUCACUGCUGGCACUCUGACUGACCAACAGACACACGCACACACAUAUCAACAAGCACAUACAUUACGCUUGUCGGCAGUAGAGGCUGAAGCAAGUACAUGCAGAGUACCGAUCAGUCUCACAGAUUGGGAGAAAAGAACCAAUCAUUCGUUUCUGAUUGGGUUAAAGUUUACACAUUCAUGCAUUCCAAUCAAGAGCCAUACAAAUAGUUACAUUGGAUCUAACCGUUGACAACGAUACAUAAAUCAUAUCUUGUUUUGUAUUAUGAGAAUACCUGCAACUGGACAAGAUAAGUGAAAAAAAACUUGAGUUACAAAAUCAUGUCCAAGUUGCAAAUCGUGAGUGCUCUGAAUUAAAAGAUGAAUUCAAAAUGAAUAUUCUCAAUCGUUAACCUAACAGUACAUUGAGUAAGAUACCAGAAGCCAACUUUACACUCCAACAAGCACCAGUGCCCCCACCUUGUUCCCUCUGUCGGUUGAAUUUUCCAGUGCUCUUGCUCUCAUCCUUUUCCAUUCCUUUUCUCACUUCUUCCUCUCGCUGAAUGUAUUUGUGCAAAUCAGAAAUAGGCAAGAAGGACACUUUGUUCGGGUCUUUUGUGGGAGACAGACCGCUGAUUUCUCGCUCACCUCUAACCUCUCAUCUGCUCGACUUCCCUCUGCUUCUUCAUCUUGCUGCUUGGACUUGGCAAGUUGGGGAUCCGAGUGUCGCAGUCUCCACUAAAUAUUCUGCUUUCCGCUCUGUUUUCUUUAGUUUUUUUAUUCUUCUGUCGUCUGCCUACCUGCCAUGCGACCCAUCUCUGCCCAUUUGUUUCUCCUCUUCUGUCUCUGUGUUUCUCCCUCUCUCUGAAGUCUUCGACCCCCGAGAGCCCGAAGACCCCCUCCAACCCAUGGGACCUUGAGUGAAUGACGGCCCAACUAACACGCCCUUUUGCACCCAAAAUACAAGGACAUGGACAUGGACACAACUCCCAUAAGGAAGACCCUUUUCUUUGAGCGCAUUGCUCAAAGCGGAUCUUUAGUGAACAGCAGCUAAAUAGCAUCACUUAUGCACAUAGACACAUAAUUGAUGAAUGCAAAAUGCAAGACGGAUGCCACUGUCUUCUGCUGAGCCAUUUCUCGAUGUUGACACAAUGAAAAUUAGACACGUCUUGUGUUGUGAGGCCGGUUACAAGUGAGGAUGGAAGAGGUUUACCAGGAAGGGAGGCAAACCAAGCUGGACAGACUCAAAUGGAGAGGUGAUGGAUGACUCCCAUCAUAACCACCCAUUUUCCGAACCAAAUGUUGAAAAUGCAGAAAGAGCCAAAUGUUAAAAACAAAGCAAAAAAAAAGAAAGAAAAAACCCCCGCUCUUGCCAACUGUGUGGAAGGGUGGCAUCAGUAAAACCACCUCCAUACCACAGAGCCUCAUCACCCCGGGCCUACAUGCGUAUAUUCACACCAUCGCUUUCAAGUCUCUGAACUGAAGACAGACGUUUUGUUGCAGCACACCAGCUCUGUGUUUUGCUCGGAAUCAAUCGGAUGUGAAGCAAUGCCUUUAUUUAGAGGAGGGACCUUUUUGUUGUGAUAAAGACAACCUCUAAACAUCUGGGCUCAGUGGUCUCUGUACCUCCCCUGUCCUCUCAGCGGAGACGAGGUGGGGGUGCGUUUAUUGUGAGUGUGUCCACUCUGAGGCCCCUGGUCCAUUUAUUUCUUUCUUUAUUGAGGUUGAUGUGGCGAGUGAGCGCAAAGCAAGACCUGGAAACAAAAGGGGAGAACAUGCUGGCUGAUGUCACGGAGUGAGCGUCCUCUCUUUGCCUGUGAAUUUGUACAAUUUGUUUUCUGUAUGUUUGAGUGAGAAUUGUUAUAUAUUUUAAUGUUUACGUUUGUUUGUGUGUUUUGCAUUGACCUCUGCUUUCACUUGUACUGUUGCCGUUUCUUGUUUUGUUUUGUUUUUUCUAUCUGGUGAUUUUGUCAUUACUGUUACUAUUAUUAUUGCAUCGUAACUAUUGUUUCAUUAUUUUGUUGUAUUUUCAUUUGGCAACUUUGGAGGCAUGUUGUGCAUUACAAAAAAAACCGAAUUAUAAAUCUAUAUGCACAUACAUAUAUACAGGUAACAUGUAUAUAUAAGUGUAUGUACCAUGAUUGUAAAGUUUGAAUGUCUGCAGAUUUUAAUGGAAUAUUUUUGUCAAUGAAGAACAAGAUAAAAUGUUACUGAGGUUUAGUUUUAAAAUAAAUAUUUUUCUAAAGGAACACAAAAAAAACUAUAAUGAAUUUAAAGUACUGCCCUGUCCCAUGAAGCACGAUGUCACUGCAUCUUUCAAGGUGUAUUUAUGUUUUAUAAACAAUAUAAAGCACUAUCCAAGUUACAUUAAAUGUACGUUUAUAAUUACGAUGUUAGAAGGUUGUGAUAAUGCCUUUGUUUUGUUUGUUUUUUCUCUGUGAGGUCUGUCCCAAAGCUACUGACACCUUAAUGCCACUUGAUCCUUAGCAGGUGCAAAAUGAGGGCAAAAAAAAUAGUGUGAUUGAAUGUCAAUACAGAUAUUAAAAGUGUUCAGAAUACAACAUGACUUAACUGUUUCAUUUAAGUAUGCAUUUCUGUGCAGUGUAAACAUAUCACUUAAUAACAUUGUUAUUUCCUAACUGAAACGUGUGUUUAAAGGACAACCGCAAAUUUGGCCUUCAUAUGAACAUUAUCAUGUUAAUCCAUUCUUGUACUCAAACAAAUAUGUUGUCGAAUUGAGAUUAAUAUUUCUUGUGAUUGUAUUUUCUGGAUAAGAAGCUUUAUUUUCAAUAAAUAAACAUGUUUAUUUAAAAAGAAUGGCUAAAUGAAUGGUCUAAACGUGGCUCUUGGUGGUCAGACGAUGGGCAGACCUCAAUUUUUUAAAUGUUGAUUAAGGACUGUGUUUGUACAGAUGUCGGAGAGGCUUUUCAUUUCUCUCAAAAUGCAAAUGUGAUGAGAAUAUGUUCUGUCGUCAGAAUAAGCAUAAAACAUAUUCAAUAGUUCUCAUGUAUAUAGGUUUUUGUGGUGCUACUUAUAGUAUGAUGGCAAGGCAGUGCUUCACAUUGUAUGGUAGAAGGUUACACAUUGCUGUUGCUGAGGCUCCAUACAAAUGAACACACUGCUUGUCUCAUUAGGAUGUUUAAUGCAGAAUGGCUGCCAAUAACACAGUGAAUUCCCAGCAGCUGAAGCUCCGAGAGCCCAGUAAUCACUCUGUGAUUUCAUUAUGGUUUAAUAUUAAUUGCCUGCAACAUCUUUAAGUGUGAUAAACAGAUCUCAGAGGGCCCUCGUACUGUACUUGCACUCCACACUUGUGCCCCAGAUCACCACACAACAUAGUAGACUCAUUCUUUCAUCUAAUUUAUUUGCCUUGGGUUCCAUUGAAUUUGUUUUACAUCAUUUUUCCUGUAAGCUUGGAAUCACAAUUGGGUUGCUGAAAAAAAAAAAGAGAAAUAUUUAGCUGCAGUUAUAAAACAGAGAAACUGCCUGCUAUUACUUGUACUUUAUAAUGGCUACCUUAGUGUUAUCUGAACAAGAGCUUUCUUAUUUUUCUAUUGAGGUGAAUGUUGCUACAGUAUGUAUUUCUAUUUUUCCACAAGUCCCAUAUACACUCUACAUUCCAUAUAUUCCCUGGUAUGAAAUGCAAUACUUGUUAUCCUCUCUGAUAAACAUAAUGUAGCAAAUCAUGCAGUGCUCAAACUGACUGCUACUUUAUGUCAAGUGUGAUGAUAUAUUGCUUUAACUAUCAUUUUUUGUUACAAUAUUAAACGUUAUCCUUAAUACUUAUUGCAACAUUUGGGUUUGAUCUUCCUGAACAAAUAUUUUUCAUUUGUUAAUGAUGUGCAGAAACACGAGCAAGGUAUUUAAAAAGUCAAUGCUUAUUUUCUGAUCCAUUCCUUUGAUCAAUGUUUCAUCUUUUUUUUUGUCUUUAUUUACUCUGUAUUUCUUUGUCUGGACAAAAAAGUUGCAAUUUUGUCACAUUUGGAAAAAGAAGAUAUGUUGAAGUUACAACAGUUAAAAGCCCAAAGAAACUUUUUUUCUAGAUGUGACAUUGUAAAACGUAAAAGACAUAUACUGUAUUAUUUAGGGCGUAUAGAUAAUUACAUAACUUCAUGAAGGUGCUCUAAUAUCAAAUUGUCUAUUUUUUCAGUGCAUAUAAUUUAGUUUUUCUGCACACUAUAAUACCUGUUUACUUAGUUUUAUAACUUAAUUUGAACUUAAAAUGACCGAAUUGUAUGACAAAUUUGCACUGUCUCUUUUUGAAAGUCUCUGAUCUUUCUGUGUCCAUAUUUCAGCUUCUGGCCCUUUUUGCUCUCUUAUAAAAGUUUACAUUGUAGAGAGUUUUUCUCAGUUUCUAGACUGCAAAAGCUGGGUGGGCUGUCUCCUUUAAUGAUGAUUUGACCAAAUGCCAUUCUUUUCCAAUUUGUGAAGAUAUUACAUAAAUAAACGACAUAUUAUAAGGUAAAUGUCUCUCA